Messenger RNA from Emiliania huxleyi CCMP1516, 258 nucleotides. RefSeq lists its product as hypothetical. The coding region runs from base 1 to 258 and encodes 85 amino acids. The record is from RefSeq and is a predicted model, not a curated record. NCBI's taxonomy places the organism in Eukaryota, Haptophyta, Isochrysidales, Noelaerhabdaceae. The transcript has 2 exons.
AUGACCUGCCCCCGAGUCCACCGCCAGUUUCGGCAGCCGGGGUCGGGCGCGCUGCCGCCGCUCCUGUGGACGUUUCCGGGCUCGGGAAACACCUGGCUGCGGCUGCUGCUCGACUUUGCCACGGGCACCUACACGGGCUCCGUCUACUCGGACGUCUCGCUGCUUCCGCUGCUGCCGGGGGAGGGCACUUGCGACUCGCGCGCGCUCGCGGUCAAGGCGCACCCGACCAACGCGAGCCGGGCUUCCGGCUCAACGUGA